Ailuropoda melanoleuca (giant panda) is the source of this 1569-nucleotide messenger RNA. It is a transcript of the gene RCSD1, whose product is annotated as RCSD domain containing 1. Gene Ontology annotation, cellular component: early endosome; WASH complex. Gene Ontology annotation, molecular function: phosphatidylinositol phosphate binding; actin filament binding; retromer complex binding. Gene Ontology annotation, biological process: retrograde transport, endosome to Golgi; protein localization to endosome; skeletal muscle contraction. The record is from RefSeq and is a predicted model, not a curated record. Bases 132 to 1316 code for a protein of 394 amino acids. Lineage: Eukaryota; Metazoa; Chordata; Mammalia; Carnivora; Ursidae. The transcript is spliced from 7 exons.
CUUUGGGUAGGCACUUCCGCCCUCCUGUUUAUGAAGCCAGAAACCUGUGCUGGGGCAGCCCCAUUCUGAGCCGAAAAGAAGACUAGACGGAGGCAGAAAGAAAAAGGCGCCACGAGUCAGGGUUAGAAGACAUGGAAAGAUCGGCGGAGUCCACCGCCAACGUGGAUGGCUCGGCGCCCCCCUCGGUGGCCCAGCUGGCUGGGCGGUUCAGGGAGCAGGCCGCCGCUGCAAAGGAGACACCAGCCUGUAAACCAACAAGAAGGAAACCACCCAGCUCCCUCCCCCUGUUCCCCCCCAAGGUGGAGCUGGGCCAGAAUGGUGAGGAGAAAUCACCACCCAAUGCAAGCCAUCCUCCUAAAAUCAAGGUGAAGAGCUCGCCUCUGAUUGAGAAGCUUCAGGCCAAUUUAGCUUUCGAUCCAGCGGCCCUGCUCCCUGGGGCCUCGCCCAAGAGUCCUGGACUUAAGGCCGUGGUGUCGCCAUUCCAGAGCCCACCUUCCACCCCCAGCAGCCCUGGCGUGCGGUCUCAGGCCGGGGAGCCAGAGGAGGCGCCGGUUAGCUUUGACCAGCCGCCGGAAGGGAGCCAUCUGCCCUGUUACAACAAGGUGCGGACGAAGGGCUCGAUAAAAAGGCGCCCUCCCUCCAGGCGAUUCCGAAGGUCUCAGUCGGACUGUGGGGACCUGGGAGAUUUCAGGGCCCCCGAGUCAUCCCAGGAGAAUGGUGCCAAGGAAGAGAAUGGGGAUGAGGUGUUCCCAUCUAAGAGCAAGGCCCUGGGUUCCCCUCCGCCCAGCGAGGGGCCGGUGGGGGAGGAAGUGGGGAGGCAGCUGGGGUCCCAGGAGAAGCCUCCUCUGAGGAGGACGUCCAGCAGAACGGAGAAGCAGGAAGAGAAGGGCAGGGCCGUGGAGGAAGCCCAGCAUCCCCAGAAGGCCGCGGGGGGCUCUGAAGAGGAGGCCAGCCGGCUUCCAGCCACAGAGGAGGCUGUCCAGCCAGCCCAAGCCUCCAACCCAGAGGCAGCGAACAGAGGCAGGAGCCCCACAGAAGAAAAAGCAGCCAGAGAACAGACAGAGAAGUCUGAGGAGGUGAAGGAGGAGAGGGCAGGAAAUGAAGAGGAUGAGCCCAGACAAAGGAGCCAAGACAUAAAGGGCCCGGUGGAGGGAGCUGUGGGGGAGGCCCCAGCAGGCCCCCCUGAAGGGGUGGAGGGCCCCCACAUCCUGGAGCAGGGGAAAGGCGAGGAAAAGGACGAGGAAGGGGCCGUUCUGGAGCCAGGCCACGACCCCAGCGAUGAGGAUAACACCCCUGUCCAGGACACUAAAAUGUGAAGAAGAGCUCAUUGUGGUUAGUGAUGAGGCAGCUGGAGACAUCUCUUUCGAAGGAGCAGCCACAAGAGUAGCAGCAAACGAAGCCAUGGCCAAAGCAGAAUCCGUGGAGGGUCUGGAGGCAGCCCAAAGACAUAGAUUGCGUUGUUUCCUGUCUCCACGCCGAACGCUCCCUCGCAGACAAAGAUCAGUCAGAAGGCAGCAGCCUUUCAUCAGUUUGAGUUUGUGUCACUUGAUGGACUUGGUUUAAAAAAAA